Vanessa tameamea is the source of this 5148-nucleotide messenger RNA. It is a transcript of the gene pot, whose product is annotated as papillote. Lineage: Eukaryota; Metazoa; Arthropoda; Insecta; Lepidoptera; Nymphalidae. The transcript has 20 exons. The coding region runs from base 357 to 2960 and encodes 867 amino acids. The record is from RefSeq and is a predicted model, not a curated record.
CUUUAGAUAGGAAGGUCACAACGUUCACCAUCGCCUAUGCUCUAGCAGUCAGUGCGGAACGGCCUGCGUGUGCGCACGUCAAUCGAAAACGCGCCGCCUCGAUCGCGAACUGUGUCGAACGUGCCGUUACAAUAGUGUUUCAUAAUCUGUGAUUGUUUACUUUUUAAUUUCCACACGAUAACAUUGGAAAUACCGCACACAGCUAACGACUCUUAAGAGAUAUCGACUGACUUCAAUGCCGCCCUCACAGGUGACAGCUGACGUCAAAUAAACGAGUUAAGACGACAAUGUGACGACACGUUCCCGCCACAAGUGUCCGCCAUCUUGUUUUUCAAACGCAAACUACCAGAUUAAAUAUGGCUCUUUUGUGGUGUGUAUUGGCAUGUGCGCUGUCGGUUGCGUACGCGCAGUCCAACUACGGAUCGCAGGCGAACAAUAUCGAAUACCAAGGGGAUGGACUGCCGGAGCAAACUAUUUUGGAUGGAAAGGUGACGAAGUUAGAUGACUUGAGUCCUGUUAUCUUCUUGAACCGAACGAGAGCAACUUUGAAUUGCGCUGCUGGGUCUAUGCAGAUCGAACUGAAAUUCAAUGAAAAAUUCUACGGUAUCGCGUAUGCUGAUUUCGAUCGUCACUCAGCGUGCCAAGUAGCUGGCAAGGGCGCUACUUCAUACAAACUAGAGCUGCCGUUAAAGGGAUGUGGUACCAAACAGGAUCCUCUCCGAGUUUUUACCAACAAUAUCGUCGUGAGAUUUCACCCAGGACUGGAAAUGGACGGAGACGAGGUCAUCACUAUCGUUUGUCGUUAUCCACCCCCCAUCGUGCCAGUCUUCAACCCUCUCAUAUACACGCCAGAAGCCAAGGGAGCGCUCCCAGCGAAGGCUCCACUCGCUGGCACUCAUAUUCUCAUGAUCAUCUGUGCCAUCCUCUUCCUGACCCUAAUGCUGCUGGGUUUGGGAGUCUCCUACCUGUGUCUGAGGAGACGUGCCCUGCCGGCGCCGAGAAGACUCAUCGAUGAUUCCUCAGCUUCAAUUAUCAGUAGAGAGAGUAUUCAAGAGGUAAAGAUCCCUCGCGCGCACCCCGUGUACCCGGUGACGGCGGAGAGCGCCAGCGUCGCGUCCGACACGAUACCGUCUGACUACCCGUCGGAGACGCCCAGCGAGGCGGAGGCGCACGUCAACCAGGCCUUCAUGAUUGACGAGUACCAGAGCGAGGGUUAUGGCGAAUCUCACGAAACAAGUGCUCACUCGCGCAUGCACUCCCAAGCAGGCGCACCAGCCUUCGACGUACGCGUACGAGUACAACGACCACCUGCCCCACCUUCCCCCAUCUCGACCAUCACUACCACUGAGGUUGACGGCGGUAGCAUGAGGCAAAUGACAACGUUAGAUGAACACGAGCGCCAGGAGUCAGUGCGCACCGUGUCGCCGGGCGCGCUGCCGCUGCCGGCGCGCGCCGCCCGCGCCGAGCCGCCCGCGCGCCCGCCGCGCCCGCCCGCGCUCUACUCCGAAGUCAGCAGGGAGCGACAGGAUUGGGCGCGUCGUCCGCGCUCCAUCGCGUCCCUCAACACGGAGAUGACGGACACGCACUCCGUCACCGAAGUCACUGACAGGUCGCACGCGAGAAUGUUCCACAUCAAGAAACCUCCUCCACCACCUCCUGUGAUGAAGGAACGUCUGGAAACUGAGGAGCAAGAAAUGCUCAUGGAAAGCCUUGAGCCCAUUUCCGAAACACCCAUUAUGCCUGCUAGGAAACCCGAAAUAACCUCUCACGUAGUAGACGACGUGUUCCUCCGCACGAUAACCGAGAAGAAAACGAUCGAGGACAUCGAGCGCCACAAGCGGCUGGUCACGGAGUACCGCCAGGUGCCACCUCCGCCGCCGCAGUUCGACGUGACCAUCCGCAACCACACACUGCCUGACGCGCAGUGGGAGAACUUCUCGGACAUCAGCAGCGCCUCUGGCAUGACGCUGACACCGAAGAUGGAGAGGGUGCCGUUGUCGCUACCGCCUCAGAAGUACAUUGGUAAAGGUGGUCCAGAUCUGUUCUCCCCUGAGCUGAUCAAGCAGACGGGUGCGGUAUACCCGUCACCAUCAUCUCCCGAUCUGCCCUUACUGCCUGAGCUGCCGCCCGCACGUAAUCCCUUGUACAGAGAAGAAGAUGACGAAGAUGUAGCAGAACCGACUCCAGCCCCACCGGUGCCACCAAACUGGAACGUUCUUACCAGGGUGUUGAAGACAGAAGCACAGGAUGAGGUGCUCUUAGAAACGGAGCGAUCGUACCGCCUCACCCGCGAGGAACGUCUCCGCUGGCGCGAGCUGAUAACACACGAGAGCACUCUCCGCCGGGAACUGGCUCGCUCCUCCACACGCGAGGACUUCACUCGAGUGGCGCACGACCAUCGCUUCGCCCCGUUGUACGCGCCGCCCAAGUGGGAGGUUAUCAUACGUAUUCUGGCUCCCCCACCCGACAAGCCUAAGAACCGGUACCGCAAGAAGUCUGAGUGGGAGUCCCGGUCGCGGCGCAGCUCGCUGCCCACGCUGUACGAGUACGACAGCGACGCCGCCUCCCUGCGCGACCCGCCGCGCUCCCGGCGCUCCUCCUACCGCAGCGACCACGGAGACAUGAGGUCGAUGUCGGAAAUGAUGGUCGAUUACGCGCGAGAACAGGCGGACACUCACUCCGAAGUGUCGGCGGGCACGCUACUCGGCAGGUACUACGACGACGACAGUGACUCCGAGCACCAGUACCCUCAUAACCCGUCGUGGCGCCACUCGCUGCACCGCUCCGUGAGCCAGCCGUCGCUGGCGCGCUCCGCCACCGAGCUCACCGAGCAGUGGACGGCGCCCGACGGGGACGUCACGCCCACGCCCGGCCGCAGGGGCAGAGGUUCCCAAGGCGUGACCACCUUCACGUCAUCUGAAGUUCGUACGUUCCAAGCGUCACGAGAAUGGCGGGACUAAUAAUGAGAUCUGAGUCCACACAAUCGAAUAACCAAUUUUAAUUAACCAUUCGGUAGUCGGAAUUGAUCGUGGAUGAUUGGAAAUCGAUCAAUGCGAUAACAACAAUGCAAGAUACGCCAAUGUUAUGAAUGAAUGAACGAAAAGACCGGAACGUCAUCGUUUGUCCUAAUGCCAAUUAAGUUAUAAUCGGGAAUUAUUUUGAACGAUAUCGAAUGAGUAAUUCAAAUAAGGCCAUUUAAAGUAUAUAAAUAUAAAAUAGGGACAUAUCCAUGACGUUUGUCAACACAAACGUCAUGAAUAUGUCAUCUAUCAAUAAUCAUCUCUUUAAAUCUAGAGACCUGAAACUAUGGCCCUUAUAGAUGAUGAAAAAAUAUAAACCAUCUUUAAUUAUUGUAUAUGAUAAACACUGCCUCAUAGGGUUAUGUUGGGUCAUUUCCAAUUAUUUUUCAGAUUACAUGUAGUUAGGAAGCUGGCGAACAAAAUUUCUACACGGUUCACUAAUUUAUGGAAGUGUUGUAAGAUAUAGAUUGUGUUUAUUUAUCAUCUAUGAUAAUAUUAUAAACGUGAAAGCAACUCUGUCUGUCUGUUACUUUUUCACGGCCAAGCUGCUGAACCGAAUUUGAUGAAAUUAGCAGUAUGCUGCAAGCUGAAACUUCAAGGAAGGACUGAUAGAUGACUGUUUAUACCUAAAAUUAGCGUACUUCAAAAAACCUGACGGCUAACCCAAUCGUCAGGUUUAAAAAGCGAGUGAAACUCCGCUUGGCAACUAGUUGAAUACUUAUUGAAAUCUUCGCCUACUUCGUAACCAAUCGUAUUAUCAAAGUCAAAUGUAAAUUUGGUAACUAAUUCAUUUAAAAUAAAUUCAAAUUUAAAUGGAUUUAUUUUAAUUGUUUAUAUUUUUUUUUUUGCAUGGCAAUGAUAGAUAUAGGUAAGGAUUUUGUGUUCUAAAUAGUUUAUAGUUGCCAGUAUCGUUAAUGUUGCAACUAUAAAUAUAAAUACAAUUUAUGUUUAUAAUCUAUUAUAAUUGAUUUUGGUUCAAUUAUCGUAGGAAACAAAUCGAUUAUUGUAAUUUCAUUUAAAGUGAUCUGUCUAUCCGUCCAAUUUCUUUUAAUGUAAUACAUUAGGAUAACAAGACUAAUAGUACGCUCUAAUAAAAAACGCUUAAAUUUAAUUAUAUAUCUUCGUUUAUGAAAUAUUAGUACGUAGACAUAGUCAUUAUUAUUGGAGUUUACAUUUUUGUAAAUAAAUAAAUAUUUUGGUCCGUCCAAUAGAUAUUUAGUAAUAUCAAUACAUUCAUAUUUAAAUUGCAAUUAUAUUUUUUGUACACAUUUAUAAAAAGUUAUUCGUUAAGAAAAUCAAGUGGACAAAUCGUGUAAUUAUAAAAUGUUUUAUUAAAAUUAUAUUAAUCAAUAUACGAAAACUUGGUUGUAUUUUUAAUUUGUAUUUUAAAACGAAUACAAUAAAAGGAAAUCAAUAUAAAGAUACCUUUAGUACAAGCGAGUUUAUAGUUUUAAACAAUCAACUCAGUUUUCCAACUUUGUAUUUUGCUUCAAGUAAAUUUGACAUAUCUAUUUAAUCAUCUUUUUUUUUAAUAAUUCUAUCUGUAUAAGGUAAACUACCACUGUGCCAAAUAUUUUAGCUUCAAAUUUUGCCUUUAUGUAUAACCAGUGGUGUUUCAUUUUUUAUUUAGUUGUAAAUAUUUUAUACAAUGGAUUGUAAAAAAACCUAGCAGCUGAGGCAAGUCGUGCGCUUAAAAUUAUUAAAAUAAUUUUAAUAGACACUCCUGAUAUACAGACUUAUUAUAACGAAAAAUAUUUUUUUGUUUCGUGUGUAAAAAUCUUUCUAAGUCUAUAAUUUUAAAAUAUCAUUCUUGCCUCGAUUGCUAUGUAUGUGUGGGUUGUAUGGGAGAAGGUAUGUUUAUAGUGCUCAAGAUGUGCUUAUAACAUAUGACAGAAAAUGAAAUGAAUCUUAAUAACAUAGCCAUAAAGUUCAAAUUCAAAAAAUAUAGAAAAUAGUUUUCAUUUUAUUUUUAUAUAUAUAUAUGUUUUGACUUUGACAAUUAUUAAGUAAAACUAACGAGAUAAUAAAAAGUAAGCGGUGCUAAGGAGAUAAAUGACCUAAAUACAUAUUUACAUACUGAUUAUAUUGUAUUUUGAUAAUUUUAAUCAAUAUACGUGCCUUAACAUUU